GAGAGAGAGAGAGAGAGAGAGAGAGAGAGAAAGAGAGGGAAAAAGAGAGAGAUCAACGAAGUAUUUUUUCUGUAUAUUCAAGACAAGAAUCAAGAUGAAGAGGCUCCUAAGGAGCAUAGUCUGUCUAACAAUUCUAGCAGUAAGCUUUUCAACGGGUAUUGUCGACAAACAGUUGUUACCAGAAUUAUCAUUCACUCUCAAUGGACACAGUCUUGAGUGGCCUUGUCAAAGUACGAAAAAUAUCUACGAGACAAGUGGUCGUUACGUGGCUAGAAAUGUAAUAUCAACAAGGAUGCAAAUUUACAAGGACGAUGCGAUCCUAGCUCUACCACGUUACAAACCUGGUGUACCAUUCACCUUAGGAGCCGUAUCUUUGAGAAGUAAAACCUGCUCACCAAUGAUUUUGCCGUUUCCUUGUUGGGCGAUACAAGAAGAAGGUAAUUGUGAAGCUCUGCAAAGUGCCAUUGACAUUGUACUCGACAUUCAAGAUAUUCUUUGGGUUCUUGAUACUGGUAUCGUUAACACGAUGACUCAACCGGUUAGAAGAUGUCCUGCUAAAGUAGUUGGAAUUAAUGUUAAAACUGGCAAGGUGGUUAAAAUUAUUGACUUAAGUCAAUUAGUACUUCCAUUAUCUCAUCUUCAAUAUAUGCUCGUUGACUAUGCGGAAGAUGGCCAAGUUUACAUAUAUAUUUCUGAUGCAAUAAACAGAGCUAUCAUCAUUUAUAACGUCACAGCAGAUCGUGGAAACAGAGUGAUUCUACCAAAUACUGUGUCUGCCGGUUUAGAUAAGCCCGACGUGUUGUACAUGACACUUGUUCGAAAAUCUGACGGUACAUCCGUCGUAUAUUUCACGUACUUAGGAUCUAGCAGACUUUUCGGUAUUAGAGCUGCUAAUUUGAGAAGUGGUGAUCUAAAUGGAUCAAUCGAAGAAGUUGGUUUAAAACAUCAGAAAAUUGUUCUACUUGGUAGUGACAAUGGACCGGCCAUUUUCUUCCGGAACAAAGGUGAAUCCGAUAUUUAUAUGUGGAAUACUGAAACACCGUUCAUACAAGAGAACUUCCUUUUAGUACAAAAAGAAGGUGAUUGUCGAUUAUCGACACAAGUUGUACCGGGUUACAAAAAACUUAUGUGGACCAUCGAAAGUAACUUCCAGGAUUAUAUAUUGAACACAGUGAGCUGUUCAGGUGCGACAGUUUCUAUUCAUCCUUUAAUGAACUCCUGCGAUGAAUAAAUAUAUUGACCGGACAAUAAAAUGAACUACAAUGGAAUAUACGAUUCUCGAUCAAAUAAAUCGUAGUUUCAACACAACGAACAUCGUUUGCUUUCGAAGAAAAGCUAAUCGUCAUCAGUUUUCCUGCUUAGGAGAAAAAUGAUAAUUUAUGUACAAAUAAAAUGAUUAUGUGCCAUAUAA
This is a messenger RNA of Vespula vulgaris, 1411 nucleotides long. RefSeq names its product major royal jelly protein 1 (gene yellow-g). Gene Ontology annotation, cellular component: extracellular region. The transcript is spliced from 3 exons. NCBI's taxonomy places the organism in Eukaryota, Metazoa, Arthropoda, Insecta, Hymenoptera, Vespidae. The coding region runs from base 95 to 1231 and encodes 378 amino acids. The record is from RefSeq and is a predicted model, not a curated record.